This is a messenger RNA of Marchantia polymorpha subsp. ruderalis, 3030 nucleotides long. Lineage: Eukaryota; Viridiplantae; Streptophyta; Marchantiopsida; Marchantiales; Marchantiaceae. The record is from the annotation of a GenBank genome assembly.
AAUACGCACUAAUUACAGAAAUGGGUGUAGCAUACACCCUGCAAAAUGGCGCGCAUUCCUGCCCAUGACAGCUGCACGGUAAACGCGUACUACUGGGUUGCAGUCGGUGGGUGAAUAUAACCUAAGGCUAGGCUGGGUUGGGUUGGGUUUGGUUGGGUUGGGUCGGGCGGGGCGGGACGGGGUGGGGCAGGGCAGGGCAGGGCAGGGGAGAGGAUGGCAAGGCAAGGAAGGUAGGGCAGGGGCAGGGCAGGGCGGGUUGAAAUCUACCGGUUGCGGCAGAGGAGAUGGCGAGAUGGCGACGGAUUUCAGGAGAUUCUUGGUGUCCGGUUAUAGAUUGUGGUGUAGAACACGAAAAUAUUCUGAAGCGGAGAACGGCCGCUGCAGCCGCGGCAUUAGUAAGUUCGUGGGCAAUAGUGACCGCCGCCGCAGGCGAUCGUUUCCGUGAGCGCACAGUAGCUAGGGGGGUCAUACACUGGGGGGAGGGGGGGGAGGGGGGACCCAUCGUGCAUGCUCGUGCUGCAGCUGCAACAUGAGGACGGGCACACCGACGGGGACAUGCACCACACGAGAGCAGCGGCAGUCAGGGCACUGUGUGGGAUGGGAGGGAGCGAGGGGGGAGAAACGGAAUUGCGAACGAACGCUGCAGAGCAGAGGCUGUUGUUGUCUGGUGGUGUGGUAGCCUAGGCUGUGGUGGUAGCAGGCAGGCAGGCAGCAUCAUGGCCCCUAAACCAGCGGGAGACGAGUCUCCGGUGACAGCCACUGAUUCUUGGUUGGCUAAUUUAAGAUAGGAAACGUCAGCAGGAAGAAUGAUAGAGUAGACCACACUUCAAGGGCGCACGCAUCCAUUCACGCUCUUUAUAUGUCUCACGUCUCGAGCCAGAAUAGAAACCCAACUCGCCUUUCAUCAAUUCUCCUGCCUCUCUCGCUCUCCCAUUCUUCCACUCUCCCACUCUCACUCUCUCUCACUCACUCAGUCGGGAGCUCGAAAAUCGUCCGUGCCGACAUCUAUUAACGUCUUAGCAAUUUAGGGACGAAGCUUGCUCAUUCUGCAGGAAUCUACGUCUGGACGGCGCAAUGUCGAAGCUCACCACCAUGUCGGUGGUUCUGUUUAGUCUGAUAGGGCUGUCUCUUCUCCAAAUCAGUCUGGGAACGGAUGCUGCUCAAGCCCCGGCCGCGACUUCGGUCAGGCACCAUGCGACGGCCUUCCUCCACCCGCGGGAUAUGGCCACCAGGAAGAAGAGCGUCGGAGGAUUCAAGCUCGUGGAGGAGCCGACUCUCAUUCUUGACUACCAUUUUGGGCCCGUCAUGACCGGCAGGGACGAGAUGAUCAAGCUCUUCGUCAUCUACUACGGUGACUUCACCAAGCCCCAGAGGCAGACUCUGCGCCAAUUCUUCAAAUCUUUCUGGCACCCCAAGACGCAAUUUCCCGAGAGCCACCCCACCGUCGAGAAGUGGUGGCAAAUCACCCGCAAGUACGUCGAUCUCUACAAUGUGCCCGUGUCGCGCAACAUCGUGGCGGCGGGAGAACUGUUCGACGACUACUCCAUGGGCAAGGACCUCAACCAGUCCAACAUUCAGGACCUCGUCGUGAACUCGAUGACCAAGUUUGGGGCCGACGCUCGCUCCAUGUACCUCGUGCUAACUGCCGACGACGUGCUGGUCGAGGGCUUCUGCAUGAAUGUGUGCGGUACUCACUUCUACACCUUCCCCUCCGACGAGACCAGCUCGCAGAUGAUUCCUUACGGAUGGAUCGGCAAUCCCGCCACCCAGUGCCCCGAGUUCUGCAGCUGGCCUUAUGCCGCAGGAGGCAGUCUGCAGAAGGCCCUCAUUCCUCCCAAUGGCGACGUGGGUGUCGACGGUAUGAUCAUCACCAUCGCCAACAUUAUGGCUGGCAUGGCCACCAACCCUUACGGCAAUGCAUACUACCAGGGAGACGCCGGCAUGCCUCUCGAGGCGGCCGGAGCUUGCCAAGGUAUUUAUGGUGCCGGUUCGUACCCUGGCUACCCUGGAGAGCUUUUGGUCGAUGAGGCGACGGGCGCGAGCUUCAAUGUUUUCGGCGCGAAGAACACCAAGUUCUUGGUUCCCUGGAUCUGGCACCCGGACACUCUGAUGUGCGCAGGACAGGUCUGAACAGCUCUGUAAGCGAACACAAUUGUUGUAGCGGCCAAUGUUGUCGUAGGCUUGGAAGGAAGGAAGGAGAGAAUGGAAGAAGCGUUGGGCAAUAAUCGAACCGGAUACUUUGUGGUGGCAUUGUGUGCAACGUGCGCGGAGAUUCUUCGCCCGUGAGCGAUGGGAGACAGAUUUUGAUGGAGGAAGCUGCCUCUCGUUCGCUGACUGGCAAAACGCGCACAGCUUUGAAAACAGGUGAAAAAUUUUUGCCACACUGCCGCGCCGGAACCCGACUCCGGCGGCUGACUGAUUGAUUGGCUCCAUCGACGACACCGGCCUCGGCACGAUCGACCCAAGGAUGUCAUGGGAGCUCCUACAUCCAUUGCGAGUCUCAUUACGAGAUCACAGUGUACAUACUUGCUGGUGUCUAGGAUUGUAGAAUUACACGAACCCCCCUUCGUUCGUCAUGGAUGCGGGUCACAACAUCUGGUCCCAACGACCAAGUAGGAAUUCAUCGUCUGAACCUGGUACGGGCAUGCAAUGCUGCACUGCUCGACAGGCUCAGGCUGCGGUAGAAGUUACACUCUCGUGAUGGGACCCCAUGGUCUCUCUGACACAUUGUCUGGUUUGGUUUGGGACCCUUUAGAAGCCGAAGUUUGAAUUGGCAUGUCGCCGACGUGCCCAAAAAGAAUAAGAGAGCAUUUUGUAGUAGAUUCAACUGAUUUUCAUAAAAUAGUCGACGGUACGUAGCGUCGCUUACAGAAGCUCCUGUCGACGUUUGAAGCAUCCGCUAAGUAGAAGCUCUCACAAAUGUCGUUGUGUCGGUAGUCCAGCAUGGGUAUUUUUAGAACGGAAUUACCGAAUGAAAGGUUCCCAUGUUACUUCUCUCAUAUAUUUUGAAUGCUUCAAGGCUUUCUUGAC